AGAGAAACCCGCCCACAGCUCACCCACACAUCCAGCACUCCGAACAGGGAAGUGCGGCAGGACGCUGCUGGCUGCCUUUAAACGUCUGUAGUAGUAGUAUUUGACUUUUUCUACUUUAUUUUUACCUUUUUUCUUCUUUAUCAUCAUACUAUUGGAUACUAGGAAUAACCUUGGCUUCCCUUCAGCUGAAUGGACCAGGCUGUCUGCUCUCAGACCUAAACAUGAUCCUGAUCCUGAGCCUGAGCCUGAUCCUGAUCCUCAGUACCACUGCACUCUCUCUGCCUGAGGUGCAUGCAGAGGAUCUGAAAUGCCUGAAUGAUUAUGAGUCAGAGAUGGUCUGUCGUCUGGACUUAGGGAAGCUGCAGAGCUGCUCGGAAUUCUCACUUACAGCAAAUCUGAGCACAUCAAAGAGGUAUAAUUUUACUUGCAGUUUCCAGCUUGUCUCUCAGGAUUCCUGUGAAUGUCAGUUCCAGGUUAAAGGUUUUGUUUCUGGAGAGACAUUUUUCACAGAGCUGUGGAAGGGAGGAGCUGUCCUGGUCACUAAAGACAUGCAGACUUUUAAAAUCAUCAAGCCCAAAAAACCAAUCAACGUAUCGGUGGAAGUGACGGAGAACGGGGACUUUCGGAUUUCCUGGAGUCACAACUACACAUCAACUCAAAAACCAUUUGUGGAAAGUCUGCGUACGAAUCUCAGCUACGGCCUCAAAGGAAGCAAAGACAGAGUGCCAGUCCAGUUGGAACAAGGCCGAACUUACUAUGAGCUUGUGGGGAAAAAGCUUCAGCCUAAUUCUGACUAUAUCGUCACAGCAAGUGUGAGCAGUGACUACAACGACUAUCAGACAUUCAGCGACGAAAGUGACCCAUUGGAGUUCAGCACACCUCCAUCUCUGCAGUCUUUUCUUGUGAUAAUAAUUCCCAUCUCAUGCAUCAUUCUCAUCCUCUUCAUAGUCAUCAUAUUCUACUGCUACAUCAGGAUCAUUAAACAGUGGUGGAACAAGAUUCCUACUCCAAAAAUAGCUCCCAGUUUUGAAAAACCGGUCCUAAACUGGGCUACGUUUCCGAACGAGUUCACCCCAGUCUAUCUGGACACUGUGAAGCUGGACCUGCCCAAGGAAAAAUCAUGGAAAGCCCCUUCUCUUAUUGAUGUCAGCUGUGAAAACAGUUACCACAGCGCUGGGAAAAGCGGAAAUUCAUCUCACGUCAUUUACGGCCAGGCGGGUUUUGAGGAUGCUGAAGAUGGCCUUAAUGUAAAGGACUUGCAUUGUGAGCUUCUGGAGGACUAUCAGUCCACAGUUCGGUCUCUCGCCACGUCAGAUUCCAGCAAAUCUGGUAAUAAUCAGAGAGAGCAGUCUGGGAACAGCUCGUCCUUCAGCAAUAAGUGCUACUUGGGAUCAGAUUCCAGUGGCUCCUCCUUCCUGAACCGGUCUAUUACACACCCUGCUUAUCCCAGUGACGGAAGCGAGAACCCGUUUUCUUCUUUAUCGGAAAAUCUGGAACCGAUGAUACCGACAGACUUCGAGUACGGCCCGUGCAAUGGCUGUCCAGAGUCUACAGACUUCAUACUGACUCAGAACACGCCCCCAGACACAGAGACGGUUGUGGUUUUCGGCUACCAGAGCGUAAACGAUCUCCAGAACAACGAGAACAAGCCAGAAGCAGUCCCAGACAAGUUCACCAGCUUUCACAAUGACAUUAACAUGAAGAUAAUGCCUGGCUGCUUCAUCAGCCCACAGGAUUUUGCUUUAUUCGGCUGCGAGAGCGACAUGAUCGUCCCUGUUGAUGAGGGCUAUCAGUCCUGCCCGAGCUUCCAGGGCCAGAACAGUUGGAGCUCAGACCAGAGCACCGACCUCGAACACAGCCUCUCCCAGACUGUGACUCGUGAGCAGGAGCAGGAGCAUGCACCCUUGUUUAAAAGUCUGUGCGGCCCUGUUCUGCAUGUUUCCCCCGGCAUUCAAAUCGACUGUUCCUAUCAGAGGGUGUGACAUCACAACUCAAAACAACCAAAAAAAUGAACUUUUAGAUUUUUGUGUAUAAAAGGGACAAAUACACUGGCAUGCCAAAAAAAAGCCAUGGGACAGAGCAGAGUGUGAAUUGACGUGAAAUGAAGAGUUUUUGUCUUGAGAACGACAACACCUGUAUACAGGACAGGCCAAAAGUUUGGACACACCUUCUCUUUUUCAAUGUGUUUUCUUUAUUUUCAUGACUAUUUACAUUGUAGACUCAUUGUAGGACAUCAAAACUAUGAAUGAACACAUGUGGAGUUUUAUGUACUUAACAAAAAAAAAGGUGAAAUAACUAAAAAAAAAAAGAAAUUAUAUUCUAGUUUCUUCAAAAUCAGUCUUGAAGAAGGAAGGAGUUCCCAGAGGUGUUUAUUAGCACUUGUUGGCUCUUUGCCUUCUUCACUCUGUGCUCCAGCUCACCCCAAACCAUCUGGAUUGGGUUCAGGUCCGGUGAUUGUGGAGGUCAGCUCAUUUUUUUGUUAAGUACAUAAAACUCUACAUGUGUUCAUUCAUAGUUUUGAUGCUUCAGUGAGAAUCUACAAUGUAAAUAGUCAUGAAAAUAAAGAAAACACAUUGAAAAAGAGAAGGUGUGUCCAAACUUUUGGCCUGUACUGUCUGUUGUGAGAAGCUAUCUUGUGAGUGAGGUCCACAGAGUCACAUUCAGUACUAUGUAUCGGGAAUCUGUCAUAGAGGGCAUUACUUAACACUUAGCACUAGGGCUGGGUAUCCGUAUCGAUACAAUACAUUGAAUUCGAAUUUGGUACCGAUACCAAUAAUAACGAUAUUUUUUUCGAUACCUUUCGAUUGUUAUCAAACUACAACUUAGCACAGUGGACAGUAGCGAAGUACAGUGAGUGGUAAUGAUCACGACUGGUGGCUUCUGGGUGGAAUCACAUACACACUCAAUGAAUGCAAGAGACCCGAUAUAUCCCACAGGUCAGUGCAGCAGCAGCAUUCUUUAAAAAAAAAAAAAGAAAAAAAGAAAUUUGAAGUAAACAAAAAAAUAUUAAACAAAAACAAAAUAUCAAAGUAGAAUUUCUAAUGAAAGCUUUGAUUCUCAUCCAGCUUUAUGAGGUAGAGUCACCUGGAAUUCAGGCUUUCAGUUAACAGCUGUGCUGAACUCAUCAAGAGUUAAUUACCUGAAUUUCUUGUCUCUUAAUAAAGUGUUUGAGAGCAUCAGUUGUAAAAGUAGUUGUAGAGUAGGUAAAAUACAGUGAAUAGCUCUAUUUGAGUACUGUAUUAAUACAUAUUAUGGCAACUGCAGUCGCAAACACUAUCAAAAAUGUUAUGAUAAAACUGGCUCUCAUCAGGACCACCCCAGGAAUGGAAGAGCAAGAAUUUCCUCUGUUGUACAGGAUAAGUUAAUCAGGGUUACCAGCCUCAGAAACCACAAGUUAACAGCUCCCCAGAUAAGAGCACCUAAAUGCUUCACAGAUUAUUUUUUAGUUUGUUUAACACUUUUAAGUUACUACAUGAUUCCUUACGUGUUCCUUCAUAGUCUUAUUGACUUUACUAUUCAUUUUACAAUAUAGGAAAAAAGUAAACUUUUGACUGGUACUGUAUAUUCUAGUACAGGUCCAAACAGACAAUUAACUAGUCCAGACCUUUACUGUGUUCCACCAAUGAGAGACCUCUCUCCUGUGGUUUCCCCUCAGUGAUCCAUUUAAAGCAUCUUUAUAUUUAGGAUUGUUUUACAGUAGAACUAUGGAAUUAAGCACUUCCUCUAAAGCACUGCUGUCAUAGUGAAAGUCUUUUACUUACAUUCCUUCCAAGACACUCCCAUACACCUCUGUGAAUAGCUGCUUUAUUACACUCUCACCUUCAGUCACCCUCCAGCAAUAACUUAUACACUCCUGCUUUACAGUAAACCUGGGUGUUCCUGAAUGUCUUGUUUCUUGUUCACAGCUACUAGAGUAUCACUGAAAAUAGAGAUUAUUUCACUAUAAAGGCACUUUAUAUACUAAAGAAAAAAAUGAUAUAAAAAUAUACUGCUUAUGUCAUUCACAUUUAAUAUUAAUAAUGUCCAAAAACUGUUUAAACAAUGUAUGUAUCUAAAUAUGAUAUUGAGCCUCAUUUACAAUUUAUAGUAAAAAAUCAUGUAAAUCACUGUAAAUCCUUGUAAAUAAGACAAGUCCUAGAAAAGAAAAAACAUACAUGUCAGAAUCUUUAUAAAAACUGUAAAAAAUAAAAUAUAUGUUUUUGUUUAGUAAAUGAGGCCCAAUGUCACUGAUACGCAAAAACCUUCUAUCUCCAUUUUUCACUUUUCACUUUUUUUUUGCAUUGCAAAUAAUGUAUAAUGCAUAAUGUAAAUAUGACAGUAGUUUUUUUUCUUUUUUACAUUGUAUCUGAAUUUUAUGAUGAGAAAUGCUCCAAAAAAUAUUUUAUAUUUUUUCACUGCCAUCCAUUUUUUCUGUAAAAUUGUCAUUUAGGAGAUACAAGGUUUUUGUGACAAUACUGUAUAUGGCUUAUGAGGGAUUUGUACUAUAAACAUUGACACAAUCUGUGAAGUAUAAAAUAUAUGAGUCUGAAAAGUCAUUUAUGUACAUGUUCUGAACUGCUAAAUACAAAAUAAAUACGUAAAAAAGAAA
Molecule: messenger RNA, 4588 nt
Organism: Astyanax mexicanus (Mexican tetra)
Lineage: Eukaryota; Metazoa; Chordata; Actinopteri; Characiformes; Acestrorhamphidae
Product: interleukin-4 receptor subunit alpha
Exons: 10
Coding region: 222-1982 (586 amino acids)
Biological process (GO): cytokine-mediated signaling pathway; immunoglobulin mediated immune response; production of molecular mediator involved in inflammatory response
Cellular component (GO): external side of plasma membrane; membrane
Molecular function (GO): cytokine receptor activity; protein binding
Source: RefSeq, a predicted model, not a curated record